ACCCUCCUCUUCCUCUUGGAUCACAAAGCAUCCACUUUCUCUUCAAACCGCUCACUCUUCUCUUGUCUUGCAGUCUCAUCUCCUCUCUCUCUCUCUCUUUCUCUCUCUGCUGCUCUGUCUCGCCCUUUCUCUUCCCGUCCUCCACUUGGCUUUGUCCAUCAGCAGCUUGCAGGCUCACCGCUGUCCCUCCAACCUUUUGAGGACUCGGGACUAAGUCUCUGUCAUUUGGAGCCAAGAUGGCGAUGAACAGCAUCCUUAACGCUGACGACAUCAAGAAAGCACUCGAUGCAUUCGCAGCUGCCGACUCUUUUGACUAUAAGAAGUUUUUUGAGAUGAUUGGCCUGACGAACAAGUCUUCUGAGGACGUGAAGAAGGUGUUCACGGUGAUGGACGCUGACAACAGUGGCUACAUAGAGGAAGAGGAGCUCAAAUUUGUCCUGAAGGGGUUUGCCAAAGAUGGCCGGGACCUGACGGAUAAGGAAACCAAAACAUUUUUACAUGCAGCCGACAAGGACGGGGACGGAAAGAUUGGAGUUGACGAGUUCACCGCCCUUGUGAAAGAGUAGUCGCCAUUGAAGACUGACUCACAGACCACCUCCUGACCCCCCGGCAUCCUGACCACCCGCCCCUCUACCCCAACACACACUUGACACACACACACACACACACACACACACACACACACACACACACACA
Messenger RNA from Entelurus aequoreus (snake pipefish), 696 nucleotides. It is a transcript of the gene pvalb6, whose product is annotated as parvalbumin 6. NCBI's taxonomy places the organism in Eukaryota, Metazoa, Chordata, Actinopteri, Syngnathiformes, Syngnathidae. Gene Ontology annotation, molecular function: calcium ion binding. The record is from RefSeq and is a predicted model, not a curated record. The transcript has 5 exons. Gene Ontology annotation, cellular component: nucleus; cytoplasm. The coding region runs from base 237 to 566 and encodes 109 amino acids.